AUGAUGAACAGAGCAGUAAGAGUAGGUGGAAAAAAAGCACCAAGAAGAGCACCAACCAAGAAGCAAGUAGAUGCAGACAAUGACAAGGGAUUCAUGACCGCACUCUCUGCUGGUGGGUACAAAUGCAACGAGGUAAAGGAUGUAGACUGCUGCAGUUUCAUGGCUGACACAGAUUCCGUUAUAAACUACAAGACUCCAGAGGUAAAGGCCGUUACCAAGGACAAUGUAGUAAUUGGGUACCUUAUUAAAGGAAAGGGCGAAUUACUAGGAGAGAACAACAGAAACUUUGACCUAGACUCUAUUAUCAAGUACCUUUCUUCAAAAGGCGUUAAUGUAGAGGAGUUAGUUGAGAAGGUCCAGAAUGGAGACAAGAAAGCAUUAGAAGAGAUUCUUGAGCUGGUAAAGACUGCUGCCAUUGAGGAGGACAAAGAAAAAGAAAAAGAAGAAUCCGAGAAGGCAGAAUAAGUCUAAAGAAUAAAUAUCAUACUGUAGCCGUG
Nematocida parisii ERTm1 is the source of this 497-nucleotide messenger RNA. RefSeq lists its product as uncharacterized. NCBI's taxonomy places the organism in Eukaryota, Fungi, Microsporidia. The record is from RefSeq and is a predicted model, not a curated record. Bases 1 to 465 code for a protein of 154 amino acids. The transcript has a single exon.